This is a messenger RNA of Bombina bombina (fire-bellied toad), 2024 nucleotides long. It is a transcript of the gene PGS1, whose product is annotated as phosphatidylglycerophosphate synthase 1. NCBI's taxonomy places the organism in Eukaryota, Metazoa, Chordata, Amphibia, Anura, Bombinatoridae. The transcript is spliced from 11 exons. Bases 4 to 1698 code for a protein of 564 amino acids. The record is from RefSeq and is a predicted model, not a curated record. Gene Ontology annotation, cellular component: mitochondrion. Gene Ontology annotation, biological process: cardiolipin biosynthetic process. Gene Ontology annotation, molecular function: CDP-diacylglycerol-glycerol-3-phosphate 3-phosphatidyltransferase activity.
AAGAUGGCUGCGUCCACAGUAUUGUGGAGGAGACUUCGGGGUCCGGGUUUGGUAGGGCUUCUUGCUCGUCUAUGUGACCGGAACCGUGACCGAGGGGGAAGAAAAAAAUUCAAUAGAAACAAACUCGUCGCAGAAAGUGAAAAAAAGUUCUGCCUCUGGGAAGGACACUACGCAAAUGUGGGGAAUAAAAUAAAUAAAAGGACUCCUCUCUUUCUUCUGGCACCACUUUUGGCCCCUACAGUUCCCCAGGCCACUUCUCAGCCCCUACCUCCUGAUUGUGUGUGCCCACGAGGAGCUCAUCGGUUUCAGUGGAUUGGUAACCUGGUUCCAGAAUUUGGUAUAGCCAGUUCAGGAGUGAAGGUCCUUUCCACACCAUCUGAAUUUUACCAGGUCAUGAAGACACAAGUGCAAAUGGCUAAGAAACGCAUCAUAAUGGCAUCACUCUACCUUGGAACUGGUAAUCUGGAACAGGAUCUGGUGGAUUCCAUAGAGAAAAGACUUUGCUCUACAGACUCUUCAGGCCUAAAAGUUUCAAUCCUGCUGGACUUCACUAGAGGAUCUCGAGGCAGAAAAAAUUCACGAACUAUGCUGCUACCUCUGCUGUGCAAAUUUCCAGACCAAGUGGAAGUCUCCCUCUUCCAUACACCUAACCUGCGAGGCCUUCUGCGCCUCCUAACACCGGAGAGAUUUAAUGAGACUAUUGGUCUCCAGCACAUGAAGGUGUAUCUGUUUGAUGACAACGUGCUCUUGAGUGGAGCAAACUUGAGUGAUUCAUAUUUCACCAACCGGCAGGACCGUUAUGUGCUUCUCCAGAACUGUCCUGAAUUAGCAAAUUUCUUCAGUGAACUAGUGGAAGCUGUUGGAGAUGUUUCUUUGCAGCUGCAACAGGAUAACACAGUCCAGCAAAAAAAUGGCAUGGAACACCCAUACCUAGGUAACAAAGCUGUUUAUUGUGAUGCAGCCAGAAAGAGAAUUAUGGGUGUGAUAGACUCCGCCAGACGCAAACAAUAUGAACAACAUAAUGCCGAUUUCCAGAAUAGAACACCUACUGAGUAUGCUAUGACUCCAGAUACCUGGGUGUAUCCAUUGGUACAGAUGAAUCCUUUUGGAAUCCAAAUAGAUGAGUUAGUCACAGAAACUCUGUUAACAGAUGCUGAGAGGGGAGAUCAAAUGUAUUUGACGACUGGCUACUUCAACCUUACCCAGGGCUAUAUGGACCUUCUGCUGGGUACACGGGCUAGUUACAACAUCCUUCUGGCCUCACCUGAAGUAAAUGGCUUCUUUGGAGCCAGAGGAGUUGCGGGUGCAAUACCUUCUGCUUAUGUCCACAUAGAACGUCAGUUUUACCAUGAGGUACAAAGGCAACAUCAGCAACACAGGGUCAAGCUUCAAGAGUAUAACAGAAACCAGUGGACUUUCCAUGCUAAAGGUUUGUGGCUAUACCCUGCAGGUGCUCAUUUUCCCUGCCUUACACUAAUUGGCUCUCCAAAUUUUGGGUACCGAUCAGUACACAGGGACCUGGAGGCCCAAAUUGCUAUUGUGACAGAAAAUAAGGAGUUACAGCAGCUGCUGCAUCAGGAGCAGCAGCGACUCUACGAUCGGUCUAGUGAUGUUACUGCUGAUACGUUUCUGCAUCCUAGUCGCUAUGUGAAACUCUGGGUGAGGCUGGUGACGCCGCUGAUCAAGAAUUUCUUCUGAAGACCUAAAGUUUAUGGUUAAACACGCACAUGUACGUAAGCCAUGGAUUCAUGUUUUAUAUAAUGGACACUCAAACUGUUCCUUUUGUCUUGGCAACCAACUGAAAUGGCCUUGGUGAAUAUAACUGACGUUGGAGGUGUUAACUGUUUCAGACAAGCUUCUGUGUGUUGAUCCAUGGCAGCAUGUUCCAACAAGAUUGCUGCACACACAUUAAGGUGCUUGCUAGAUUUGUCCACUACUUUCCUCCAUACAGAAAUUAAGUUAUUUUAAUUUCAAACUAUGUAAGUUUGUAUAGUAAGCUAAAAUAAAGUAAAAAUCCAAGACAA